AUGUUCAUGAUGUGUCCGAUGGCCACCAGUGGUGACAACAUGAACAUUUACGAACGAUUCAAAAACGUGGUCAGCGUAGUGCUAGCAGAGGCUUUCUACAGCAAUGUCUUCGCUGCUGAAAUCGCGGCUUUUAGAGCGAAGUUCGGACCACAGUUUAAAGGCUAUGAGGAGUUAUUAGCUGACGCCUCUUAUGCGUUUACAAAUUCGAAUCCCUACCUUGAUUAUCCACGUCCAAUGCUUCACAAAACGAUCCCGAUCGGGGGAAUCGCCGUAUCGUUCGAUCCCAAAAAGAACGCUUUAUCAAAGGAAUGGGACAGCAUCAUGGACCAGAGAAACUCUACAGUUCUGGUAUCUUUUGGAUCAAUGGCAAAAUCUGUCCUCAUGCCAGAUGAAUACAAAAAGACUCUCCUCGAGGUAUUUGAAAACAUGCCAAAUACGACUUUUAUUUGGAAGUUCGAAGAAGAAGAUUCAAAAUUGGCGGCUCACCUCGAUAAUGUUCACCUCAGCUCGUGGGUACCUCAAAACGCUCUUCUAGCGGAUCCUCGUCUUUCUGUCUUCAUUACUCAUGGAGGUCUAGGCAGCACGACGGAGCUUGCUCAUAUGGGAAAGCCAGCAUUGCUUAUUCCUCUCUUUUCUGAUCAAACUCGCAAUGCGCAUAUGUUGGCAAAGCAUGGCGGAGGUAUUGUUUUGAAGAAGAGCGAUCUCGAGAGUCCACGGAAACUCGCAGAUUCCUUGAAGACUCUUCUUAGUGAUGCCAGCUUUUCGCGGAAUGCCAAACGAUUGGCCGAGAUGCUUCUUAACCAACCGAUCAGCGCAAAACAACUUUUCAUCCAACAUAGUGAAUUUGCUGCCAAGUAA
Messenger RNA from Cooperia oncophora, 858 nucleotides. The record is from the annotation of a GenBank genome assembly. NCBI's taxonomy places the organism in Eukaryota, Metazoa, Nematoda, Chromadorea, Rhabditida, Trichostrongylidae.